CGCACCCGGGAGCUGUGGAGGUUCUUCUCCGUCCUCGCGUCUCUCUAUUUCUCUUCGCGCAUUUGCCCUUCCUAGUUUCUGCUGUCUAUAAAAGCUCCAUUCCCUUGUGUGGCUUCCUUCGACUGAGGGGGGAGAGAGAGAGAGUGAAAAAUGAAAGUUAUUGAGAAGAUACGGGAGGCCGUGGAUGGCGAGGGGAGGACGGUGUUCUCCUUUGAGUUCUUUCCACCGAAGACGGAGGAAGGAGUGGAGAAUCUCUUCGAGCGGAUGGAUCGCAUGGUCGCCCACAAUCCUACAUUUUGCGAUAUAACCUGGGGCGCCGGUGGCUCCACCGCCGAUCUCACCUUAGAAAUUGCCAACCGGAUGCAAAAUAUAAUCUCUGUAGAAACAAUGAUGCAUUUGACUUGUACAAACAUGCCAGUUGAGAAGAUUGACCAUGCCCUGGAUACUAUCAAGAACAAUGGAAUUCAAAAUGUUCUGGCACUUAGAGGAGAUCCUCCUCAUGGUCAAGACAAGUUUGUUCAAGUUGAGGGUGGAUUUUCAUGCGCUCUUGAUUUGGUAAAGCACAUUCGGGCAAAAUAUGGUGAUUAUUUUGGCAUAACUGUUGCUGGUUAUCCGGAGGCACAUCCUGAUAUGAUCCAAGAAGGAGGUGCUACUUUGGAAGCUUACAGUAAUGACCUUGCUUAUUUAAAGAAAAAGGUGGAUGCCGGUGCAGAUCUGAUAAUCACUCAGUUAUUUUACGAUACUGACAUUUUCCUCAAGUUUGUCAGUGACUGCCGUCAAAUUGGGAUAACUUGCCCAAUUGUUCCAGGAAUCAUGCCUAUAAAUAACUACAAAGGCUUUUUGCGUAUGACAGGAUUUUGCAAGACGAAGAUUACUUCUGAGAUUACUGCGGCUUUGGAUCCAAUUAAGGACAAUGAAGAAGCUGUGAAGGCAUAUGGAAUCCACUUAGGAACUGAGAUGUGCAAGAAAAUUUUAGCUCACGGGAUCAAAACAGUGCAUCUCUACACACUGAACAUGGAAAAGUCAGCGCUAGCUAUAUUAAUGAAUCUAGGAUUAAUUGAGGAGUCCAAGGUCACAAGGUCCUUGCCAUGGAGACCUCCUGCAAAUGUUUUUCGCGCUAAAGAAGAUGUCCGACCAAUCUUCUGGGCUAAUCGUCCUAAGAGUUACAUUUUGAGGACUUCAGGUUGGGAUCAGUACCCACGGGGGAGGUGGGGUGAUUCUCAAAAUCCAUCAUAUGGAGCACUUACAGACCAUCAGUUUAUGCGUCCACGUACACGUGAUAAGAAACUUCAAGAAGAAUGGGCUAUCCCAAUUAAAUCCAUUGAAGAUGUUCAUGAGAGGUUUAUGAACUACUGCCUGGGCAAACUUAGGAGCAGUCCAUGGUCUGAUCUAGAUGGACUUCAACCAGAAACAAAGAUAAUAGAUGAACAGUUGAGUCAAAUUAACUUGAAAGGUUUUCUUACCAUCAACAGUCAACCUGCAGUCAAUGGUGUGAAAUCUGGCUCCCCUACUGUUGGAUGGGGUGGUCCUGGGGGCUAUGUUUACCAGAAGGCCUAUAUUGAAUUUUUUUGCUCAGUAGAGAAGCUAAGCCAGCUUGUUGAAAACUGUAAAGCACUUCCUUCGGUCACUUACAUUGCUGUGAACAAAGAGGGACUUCGUCUCUCCAAUGUGGGUCCUAAUGCAGUGAACGCGGUGACCUGGGGUGUUUUCCCAGCAAAGGAAAUUAUUCAACCGACUGUUGUUGAUCCUGCUAGCUUUAUGGUGUGGAAGGAUGAGGCAUUUGAAAUCUGGACAAGAGGAUGGGCUUGCUUGUUCCCUGAGGCUGAUCCAUCAAGGGCACUAUUGGAGGAGGUUCAAAGAAGUUACUACUUAGUCAGCCUGGUUGACAAUGAUUUUAUCCAUGGUGAUGUGUUUGCUGCAUUCAAAGACAUCUAAGGUUGUUCUCCAACUUGAGAGCCUUAUGCUCUUUCUACCUCAGUAAUUCUUAUCCCCGAGCUGACAAAAGCUGCGAAAUUGGGAUGUUAUGUUGUAUUCUUUUCCUUCUUUUUUUUGCUAUAUUUGCUUACAUUUAUGACUGCAUGGAUUUUAUUAUAUAUUAGACAUGAUGCUUUUUAUACGCCAAAAGAUAGAGCUGUAACACGGCUUGUUUAGUAGUUUGUGGAAGAAAAUACAUUGUGAGGAAUAAUGUAUUUGAUAGAUUUUAUUAAUUGGCUAAAUGCAGUGAGAAAUUCAUACUGAUGA
Messenger RNA from Dendrobium catenatum, 2241 nucleotides. RefSeq names its product methylenetetrahydrofolate reductase 1. Lineage: Eukaryota; Viridiplantae; Streptophyta; Magnoliopsida; Asparagales; Orchidaceae. Gene Ontology annotation, biological process: tetrahydrofolate interconversion. The transcript has 12 exons. Gene Ontology annotation, molecular function: methylenetetrahydrofolate reductase [NAD(P)H] activity; FAD binding. Gene Ontology annotation, cellular component: cytosol. The record is from RefSeq and is a predicted model, not a curated record. The coding region runs from base 151 to 1935 and encodes 594 amino acids.